Molecule: messenger RNA, 1799 nt
Organism: Sinocyclocheilus anshuiensis
Lineage: Eukaryota; Metazoa; Chordata; Actinopteri; Cypriniformes; Cyprinidae
Product: fibroblast growth factor 11-like
Exons: 5
Coding region: 554-1294 (246 amino acids)
Molecular function (GO): growth factor activity
Source: RefSeq, a predicted model, not a curated record
CUGACAGGAUCUGUUCCUGAUUUGAAUCAAAUAAUUCUGCUGCUGGUGAGUGAAGAACUUUCCACGAGGACCAGCCAUGUGUGGGUGAGAAAGCUCAUCGUUUCUGUGUGCUAAACUUUAGCUUUGUUUAGUGUUUUUGUCUUCAGGAACAAGACACAAGGGGAGGGGAAGGGAGAAGAGAGGGGGGGAGAAUAUGUCGGCAAUGUCGCAACAAUGACUUUGUCAGCCUCUUUCUGUACCUUUUUGUGGAAAUGUGAUCGCGUCGAUUUUCAUUUUACGGAUUUGUUGUGGUGUCAAUAUGUAUUUAGCGAAACAAACAUAAUGAAGGACAAACCAUGGACAGGUUGUGAGUGGACCAGAACUUAACCUCUUCCCUUACUGGAGGGAAACACACGGACACGUGAGGAACCUACCUGAAUUCUUGGUUCGCCGUGCGAGGUUUGACCCCUGACUUUUAUCUCUUUGUGCUGCUGGUAAAAAGACAAGAGCAUCCAGAGAGCGUCUCUUAAGCAAACAGAGACCCCCCUCCCAAAGGUGAGAGGGGGGGGGGAAGAUGGCAGCUCUUGCCAGUUCUCUCAUCAGACAAAAACGGGCAGUCAAGGGCGACCAAGCCAACCAGCCAAUAGCCAACAAACGCAAGCCUUGCCCCAAGAGCAACAAGUCCCUUUGCCAGAAACAAAUUCUUGUUCUCAUAUCAAAAGUACGGUUAUGUGGCGGCCGCAGAGGAAGAACAGAAAAAAGACCAGAGCCACAGCUAAAAGGCAUCGUCACCCGUCUGUACAGCCAGCACGGAUACUACCUGCAGAUGCUGCCGGAUGGCACCAUGGACGGCACAAGGGACGAGAACAGCUGCUUCUCACAGUUCAACUUGAUUCCUGUGGGUCUGCGGAUAGUGGCAAUUCAGGGAUCGAAGACUGGCUUCUACCUGGGCAUGAACAGCGAGGGAUACAUCUACACCUCCGAGAAUUUCAACCCAGAGUGCAAAUUCAAAGAGAGCGUGUUUGAGAACUACUACGUGACGUACUCCUCCAUGCUGUACCGCCAAAGCCAGUCUGGACGCUCGUGGUACAUCGGCAUCAACCGGGAUGGCAAAGUGAUGAAGGGCAACCGUGUGAAGAAGACCAAAGCGGCCGCACACUUCCUACCUAAAGUUAUCGAAGUGGCCAUGUACAAGGAACCUUCACUGCAUGAGCUUGUAGCGGAGCAGAGCCCUCCACGCAAAACUGUAAAGACUUCAGACUCCCCUUCUCACCAGAAUGGCAGGAAAGAAGCCCCUAGAGCUGAUGCUUCAUAGCACAGGGGGCACACACAGGGAGGGUGAGGGACUACAUUGACACUGAGAACUCCAUUUUCCUUCAUGCAAUGGGGGCAGGAAGAGCUGUGUAAGUGGCUGCCAUCUGUGGGUUUUUGAAUGGGGCAAGAUCAGACAGCAGCCCCUGGCUCCCUGCAAUGAGCAGAGAAUCCCUGCCGCUCUCCGCUGAACCAGCUCACAUAUAUUUCCACUGACCCGGCCUGACACCUGACCCCCCGUAUGAUUCCAUAAUCCUCUGCAAAAACAUGUUUCUUUGCCCCCACAUGCCCUACUUGAGUUCUCUCAGAAUGUAGGACGAAAAAUGCAAACAAUAUCCAUUCUAACUGAAGAAUUCAAUUGACUUUUCUUUCCUUAUGGUUUCUUUUUGUUUGAACAAAGAGUUUUGGUGUGGGAAUGAGAGCGAGAGAGAGAGAGAGAGAGAGAGAGAGAGAGGUUAUUAUCCAAUAUCAUCAUAAUGAUUCCAGCAGAUGAGACCCUCGCUGGUUCA